Acanthoscelides obtectus is the source of this 570-nucleotide messenger RNA. The record is from the annotation of a GenBank genome assembly. NCBI's taxonomy places the organism in Eukaryota, Metazoa, Arthropoda, Insecta, Coleoptera, Chrysomelidae.
AGGCAUUACGACGGAAUACCUAUCAAGAUAGUCUGUACGAGAUAGCGACGUAUUAUUUCGAUGGACACGGGAAGGCAGUUAGACCAAUGGUCACUAUAUUAAUGGCCAGAGGCUAUCAAUUAUCAUAUAUGCAAAGAAAAUGGUGGUCUUAUGAAAUCCCAAAGAGAGGUGGCGAUGAUUUCGGAAAUGAUCCACACCGCGUCGCUGGUGCACGAUGACGUCAUAGACCAGUCAGACUUCAGGAGAGGAAAACCCAGUGUCAACGUCAAGUGGAACCAUAAAAAGGUUACGAUGGCGGGUGAUUUCAUCCUAGCAGUAGCUUCCAUGAUGAUUUCUAGAAUAAGAAAUAACGAUGUUACCUUAGUACUAAGUCAGGUAGUAACGGAUCUAGUCCAAGGCGAGUUCAUGCAAUUAGGAGCCAAGGAGACGGAAAACGAACGAUUUGCUCACUAUCUCACCAAAACAUAUAGGAAAACGGCCUCGCUGAAAGCCAAUUCUCUCAAAGCGGUAAGUUUUAAUUUAUAUUCCCAGCAUUUUACGGAUAAAGCAAUAAAUUUAUUUGACAUAUAA